CGCAUACAUCCAAGAAAGGUUGAGUGGGAGUCUCCGGAUGAGUGGCAGAGGUGGCCCGAGCGAGAGUGAGGGUCGGAGAGCUGCAUACAUACUCAAACAGGAAACUGGUCAUCCGACAAGAAAGCAGUACAUGUACCCAAAAAAGAAAGCUGGAUCCACAAGACAUCGACGAAGAAGAAGAUGAAAGACUCCAUCCUCAACGUCAGCAAAGCAUUCGACCUUCUCUUCCACGACGAUCUCAAUGGGGCCAGGGUCUUACUCCAACAACAGACUCAGUCAGACCAGCCCUAUCACCAUGUCGCACUGGCACUAAUCACCUUCAUCGAGGCGGUCUUGUCCAUGGAGGAACAGAUGAUCGCAAAGGCUUUAGAAUCCUUACUCAAAUCGGAAGAAGCUGUCAAACAAGCUAAGAAUGCUCUCGUCUCGACUGGCUCAACCGACUCUAAUCAGGCUAUCGCUCAACAUUGGUGGAUACCAGGCUUGGAGUACGAUAUCUUACUGGCCGACCUCAUGAUCUUUCAAGCAAUCCUUCACUUUUUGGCCGAGACGAUUUCAGAUGGAAUGAAAGGAAUUUACAAGAUCACGAAAGCCUACAAGAUAUUCUCGAGUUCGCAUCAAGCGGUAUUCUCCGAGCUCCAAGCGACGAAUCCGAUCUCGAGUCUGACGUCACAUGCGGAUGAGGAGCCAGGCAUCGAGCCCUUCCAAGCGACGAUCCAGGCGUUAUACGCGAAGCCGAAACCGCAUCCCUCGACGCUGAUGGGCUCGUCGUAUUUCAGUGGGUUCAGUCUAAGUUUAUACAAGCGAAAGAAGCCCGGUCCUGGUCCGUCAGAGGGCGCGACACCCAAGUAUAAAGCCUGGACAGACGACCCGAUCGCUAGUCUGGUCAUAGGUGGUGCGGCCUUCGGAUACGGUCUCUUCGGCCUCAUCCUCAGCUUCCUGCCGCCUAAGGUCAAGAAACUUUUGUCUUGGGUCGGCCUCAACGGGCCAAAUACUAUCGACAGAACCGAGACCAUCCUCGAACGCAAUCGUUGUCUCCGGUGGCUUAAUUUCUCUCAUGCCUCUUGUCACUGGGAAAUGCAUGGGAAACUGGCUAGUUUGGCUCUGCUCACCUAUCGCUCUGCUAUGCUCAAGGCUGUCGGAUGGCUUGCAGCCCGAGAUCGAUCUCUCCAAGCUUAUGAAACUUUAGUCGACUCACUAUCUCAUAAAACCCCGACGAUUGAGGAGAGUGAACAGGGAGCACUAUGGAUCCUUCAUCGCUCGAAACUACUAGUAAUGAAAGGACAGGCCGAAGAUGCGAAAAGACUGAUCUCCACUCGACUCCAUCCUACCCCUCAUCCGAACGAGCCCAAGAAUUCUUCUUCUCUCCCCCCGAAAUUCCAACAUGCCGUCGGACUCUUGUAUUACGAAUAUGCACUCAUUUGCGUCAGGUUGGCUGAUUGGUCUUCUGCUGGUGAAGCUUUCUUAUCCAUGAAAAAGGAAAACGCUUGGUCACACGUGACGUACCAAUUUGCUGCCUUGGGGUGUUUCUUGUUGGUGGAGAAUCGAACGGACAAAUUGCAGAAAAAAAUUGACGAUUUAUUUGUAGAGCUUCCUAAUUUAUUCAGCAAGAAGAAAACAAUGGGUCGGGAAAUGCCGCCACAUGAAUUGUUGGUCACGCGUAAGCUGGCAGAGUAUAAGGCCAAACAUGCCGAUCUGGUACUCAAGGGUUCCAUCCGGACUGAUCGAGCAGAAUGUUAUUGGGAUUCGAUUCAGAUCAGUCCGAUUGAAGAGCUUGGAUUAUUGAUGGCCAUUUACGAUGAAUCUCCAAAGACGACUUUAGUUUCUGGUAUCCGACGGUUGUCCGGCCUGAGCCCUCCGGUCGAACUAGAUCCCAAGGCUAUCCCGGCCGAUAAGACCGUCGACCAGGUUGAGAAAAAAGAGGAAGAUCCAGGCCUGUCGGAAGAAGAAAAGAUGAGCCGACUGAAGCUCAACGAUUCCCGCAAGCAGAAGGACAAGGAGGCCGCGGUGAUCAGCUUGUCGAAAGAAGAACAGUGUAUGCGCGACUUAUUGUUGGCCGUCCAGUUCCUUAACCUCGGUCAAUUCGACCAGUCUCGUCAAUUCUUGAAUAACAUCCUUCGCACAAAUCCAUCUUCUUCAUCAACACCCCAAGAACCAUCGCAACCAGACUCUCUCGGCGGUAACAUGGACUACAAUUAUAUCUCUGCUAUGAUCUGUAAAGCGUUGGUCGAACUCAACGAACUCGACCGAUUGUUGUUGGCAGGUCCAUCAGCAGCCUUGUCUUCGGCUGAUCAACCUGGGCAACCCCCUCUAGAUCAGAACAUCUCAAUCGCCGAGAAACUUGUGGAUGGCAAAGCUCCCCUUAGCGGCCUUACUCCGCAUUCAAAGAGUGCCGAUAAAGACGAGCAACAGAGAUUUGUCGAUCUCUGUUUCUCGAAACUUCGGGGCGCUGAUUCGAUCUUGAAUUCUAUCCUCGAGUUACCCGAAAGCUAUCCCAUGAGAGGUAGAACUGAAUCUAAAAUCCAACUGCUCAAAGACGAAAUUAAUGAGAAGAUUGACUCGUUAAACAUUCUCUUCAAACUUAACCCUGCCAAGUGAAUAUCUCAACGAAUUCGACGUAUAUUUUUUUCAUUAUAGAAGAUAGAAGAUCAGCCACUUAGAGAAAAGACUCAAGAAUAAAUUAGAGUUUUUUUCUGGGGUGUUUCAUGAAACCCACGCAUUGUGAUCAUCAACCCUAGUCAAACCAGCACCGCUUAUGAAUAUAAUCUCAGUCGUUUGUAAACAGGAAUGUUGACGUAAAAUAGGGAAAUACGAGAGUUGUUUAGAUAAAUUUUCUCAUCAUCAUCUAGCUACAUUAUGUUUUGUAACAUUAAACACUUCCUUCUACAUACGUCUCUUCAUUUCCCUUUUUUCGAUUUGAUUGAUUGUUUUAGUUUGAAUUCUUUUUGUAGUUCAUUGUUGUACCAUUUGCUUCAGGAUUUAUCCAUCUCGUUUGGUUCUACUAACAUCCACAUGUGUGUGGUAUGUUGUGCGCGAUUGUUUUUUGUCUAUAUCUAGAACAUCGUUGAAGAGAUAAUCAUGUUAUGUUUGAUUAGGAUUGUAAUGAUUACGUUUUUUUGUUUAUUUCUUUUUCUAUAUUGAUUCCAAGCCUGAUCCAGUUCUUGGUGCAAUUUUAUUAUAAUUGAGUGUGAGGAUUUCACG
Molecule: messenger RNA, 3198 nt
Organism: Puccinia graminis f. sp. tritici CRL 75-36-700-3
Lineage: Eukaryota; Fungi; Basidiomycota; Pucciniomycetes; Pucciniales; Pucciniaceae
Exons: 8
Coding region: 181-2595 (804 amino acids)
Cellular component (GO): nucleus; cytosol; mitochondrial outer membrane
Source: RefSeq, a predicted model, not a curated record